ACAAAGCACACCCAGUAAAGGACAAAAAAAAAAAAAACAGAACUUUGGGUUCACAACGAUCAGAAUUUGGGAUUUUAGCACCAAUGUAUGGUGUAUGAUCAUUUAACAAGUCAUUGAUUCCCCCAUUUUUUUGAUCGAUUUGACUUGAAAAAGAAAAAAAAUGGGUGCUCGUUGUUCUAAAUUCUCUAUCUGUUGGUUUCAAUCUCACCUUAAAGCUACCGUUCUUGAAUCCUCCGAUUUGGAUAAUGGAGGCAAAGGUGAGAAGCAAACAUGGCCGAGUUUCACUGAGUUCAGCUUAGAACAAAUGAAAGCUGCCACAAAUGGAUUCUCUUCAGAUAACAUAGUAUCUGAACAUGGUGAAAAAGCUCCUAAUGUUGUUUACAAAGGGAAGCUCCUCAAAAACGAUCAUUGGGUUGCCGUUAAACGUUUCAACAAGUUCGCUUGGCCUGAUCCUCGUCAAUUCCUCGAGGAAGCAAGAGCUGUUGGGAGUUUAAGGAGUGAACGGUUAGCUAAUCUGAUUGGUUGCUGUUGUGAAGGCGAGGAAAGAUUGUUGGUCGCGGAGUUUAUGCCUCAUGAAACGUUGGCUAAGCAUCUUUUUCACUGGGAAAAUCAGCCGAUGAAAUGGGCAAUGAGGUUAAGGGUGGCACUAUACUUGGCACAAGCAUUGGAGUAUUGUAGCAGUAAAGGAAGAGCUUUGUACCAUAAUCUUAAUGCCUACAGGAUUUUGUUUGACAAUGACGGUAAUCCUAGGCUGUCAUGCUUUGGCCUAAUGAAGAAUAGCAGAGAUGGCAAGAGUUAUAGUACAAACUUAGCUUUUACACCUCCAGAAUAUCUAAGAACAGGUAGAGUGACGGCUGAAAGCGUUGUAUAUAGCUUUGGAACCUUGCUGUUAGAUCUUAUGAGUGGCAAGCAUAUCCCUCCUAGCCAUGCACUUGACUUGAUUUGUGGCAAGAAUUUUCUCAUGUUGAUGGAUUCUGCUUUGGAGGGUCAUUUCUCUAAUGAUGAUGGAGAAGAGUUAGUACGGUUAGCUUCUCGUUGUUUACAGUAUGAAGCUCGUGAAAGGCCAAACGCGAAGUCACUUGUUGUAUCUCUCAUGUCACUUCAGAAGGAAGCAGAGGUACCAUCAUAUGUUUUGAUGGGUAUUCCACAAGGAACCACUUCUCCAAAACAGCCACUGUCAUUAACUCCUUUUGGAGAGGCUUGCUUGAGGUUUGAUCUGACUGCCAUACAUGAAAUAUUGGAGAAAAUGGGAUACAAAGAUGAUGAGGGUAUCGCAAACGAGCUUUCUUUCCAAAUGUGGACCAGCCAAAUGCAGGACACCUUGAACUCUAAGAAACAUGGAGAUAGCGCUUUUCGAGCUAAGGAUUUCACAAGUGCAAUAAAUCACUAUACACAGUUCAUUGAUGGCGGGACUAUGGUGUCGCCAACAGUCUAUGCAAGACGCUGCUUGUCGUACUUGAUGAAUGAUAAGCCACAAGAGGCGCUCGGGGAUGCUGUGCAAGCACAGGCGGUUUCCCCAGAAUGGCCGACUGCGUUCUAUCUACAAGCAGCUUGCCUGUUUAGCCUAGGGAUGGAAAGUGACGCCCAAGAGAACCUCAAAGAUGGCACUAACUUGGAAGCCAAAAAGAGCAAAAACUGAGCAUUUUGCAUAUGUUUUCUAUUUUUUUUUUAAAUUUAAUUUUCUUUUACUCCCAUAGUUUACUUUAAGCUCUUGCAUUUAUUCCUUCAUUUUCUUCAUUAUGGGAUUUCGAUAGAAUUCUUCAAAAUUUUUUUUAUUGUUGGUUUUGAUAAUUCAUGUUUAUUCAAUGUCUGUUGGAGACUUUUAGCUGUUAAAGAUGGUUGCCUAUAGAAAGAAUCAUUAGCGUUAUUGGUCAUUUGACCUCUGCCGCGUGUGAUCAAAUCAGUCUCUCCGGUCAUCAUCUCUAAUAUUGAUAAAAUGUCUUGUUCUGGAAGACUUUUUAGUGCAAAAUCAUCCUUAGCAUCGGCAACCAUCAGAACUUGGGGACCCUCCAAUGUAUGCUGGAGUCCCAACCAUUUCAAUUUGAGGAGACUGAAAUGCAGAAGCAACCUAAGCUGCAGCAAAGACAGAAACUUGAGGAUCUUGCAUGUGUCAUGGACCACGUGUUGAGACCACGGGUGACAAUUGAGACUGCUAACGAGGGCCAAAAAGGCCGACCGAGUCAAGAGAGAUGUUGGAUCUAGUGUCUAAGUGUAAUAAUUUUCUUUACUUAUAUUUGUAUUUUCUGAACAAAAUGAUUUAAUAAAAUAUUUAUUAAUUACAUUAA
Gossypium raimondii (Peruvian cotton) is the source of this 2285-nucleotide messenger RNA. Its product is annotated as serine/threonine-protein kinase BSK6. Gene Ontology annotation, molecular function: ATP binding; protein binding; protein kinase activity. The record is from RefSeq and is a predicted model, not a curated record. Gene Ontology annotation, biological process: protein phosphorylation; brassinosteroid mediated signaling pathway. The coding region runs from base 161 to 1639 and encodes 492 amino acids. The transcript is spliced from 10 exons. NCBI's taxonomy places the organism in Eukaryota, Viridiplantae, Streptophyta, Magnoliopsida, Malvales, Malvaceae.